Durio zibethinus is the source of this 4654-nucleotide messenger RNA. The record is from RefSeq and is a predicted model, not a curated record. Lineage: Eukaryota; Viridiplantae; Streptophyta; Magnoliopsida; Malvales; Malvaceae.
ACCCAGGGACCACAGAAUGGACACCAGCUAGCUGUGCUUUGGUUGUCCUUUAGUUUGUCAUCUUGUUCCCAUUUCUUUACUAGUCUGGACUUUUCAUGCUCGUUUACAGAAAACACACAAUUCUGAGUUUUUAUUCUCUGUUCUCUCAACAGCCAUCCCUCUAGACUCUCUACACUGCUGAAUCCUCAAACUUUAUUCACCAAAAAAGAAAAAAGAAUUCCUCAAAAUUUUUCUGUAGGUUCUCUGCUCUUUUGGCUUCACUACUCAAAGUGAGGAUAGGAAGAAGCUGUAGCCGACCAAUCUUUUGAUAUCUAAGACAAGGACAGAGUGAGCGUUCUUCCAAUUCAAAAUAUAUAUAUAUAUAUAUAUGGAGGCUUGUAUUUCCAUUGUUGGAUCCAUUCUUGGCUCUCUUGCUGGGAAAGCGGCGGAGUACACGGUUGAUCCCAUUGCACGACAAGUUAGUUACUUGUUCAACCAUAAGAGCAAUUUUCAAAACCUCAGGGAUCAAUUUAAAAAACUGAAGGAUGCAAGAGACAGAGUGCAAGCGGAUGUUGAUGCGGCUAACACACAGGGAGAGGAGAUAUUUAACGAUGUGGAUACGUGGUUGACUACGGUCAAUAGGAAGAUCUGUGACCAGCCUGCUGCGCAAAUGGAUGAGGAUGAAGAGAAAGCAAUGCAGAGGUGUUUCCUUGGGUUAUGUCCUAAUUUUAAUUCUCGUUACAAACUCAGUAGAAAAGCUGAGAAAGAGGCCAACACCAUUGCUGAACUCUUGAAAGAUAAAGACCGAUUUGAUGGAGUUUCCCACAGACCUGCUCCAGAAGGGAUAGCUACUAGACCUGUGAGAGAGUACGAGGACUUUGAGUCAAGAACGGGUGCUUUCAAUGCGGUCAUGGGGGCGCUUAAAGAUGCUAAUUUGAGCAUAAUUGGUGUUUACGGGAUGGGGGGUGUGGGUAAAACCACACUAGUUAAACAAGUUGCUAGACAAGCCAAGGAAGAAUAUUUGUUUGAUAGGGUGGUCAUGGCAGCCGUAACCCAGAGUUUUGACAUCAAGAAAAUUCAAGAUCUGAUUGCAGAUGAAUUGGGUCUGGAGUUUAAAAGCCAGAGUGAGCCCGGGAAAGCGGACGAACUACGUAAAAGCCUAAAGAAAAGCAAGAAAGUUCUUGUUAUUUUGGAUGAUAUUUGGGUGAAAUUGGAUAUGGAGGCUCUAGGAAUUCCUUACGGAGGAGAACACCAAGGAUGCAAGAUCCUGUUGACGUCUAGAGAGCUCAAUGCUUUAUCUUCGAUGGAUUCGCAGAAAAACAUUCCUAUUGACUUAUUAGAAGAAGAAGAAGCGUGGAGCCUGUUUAGGAAGAUGGCUGGUGAUAUUGUUCUAAGCCCUGAGUUUCAUGCCACGGCGAUUGAAGUGGCCAAAAAAUGUGCUAGAUUGCCGAUUGCCAUUGUAACAGUUGGGAAGGCUAUGAAAAAUAAGAAGAAUUUGUCUGAAUGGAGGAAUGCUUUGCAAAAACUAAGAAGGCCUUCUAAAAGAAACUUUCAAGGGAUAUCCAAAGAUGUAUAUUCAGCUAUAGAGUUGAGUUACAACUUUUUAGAAGUUGAGGAAUAUCGACAAACUUUCCUACUCUGUAGCAUAAUGGGACAUGAUGCGACCAUUGAGGACUUGUUGAAAUAUGGCAUGGGUUUGGGUUUAUUUCAUGGAGUUGACACAAUCGAAGAAGCCCGAAAUGAAGUGUCCGCAUUGGUUAGUGACCUCAAAAGAUCUUCUUUGUUACUUGAUGGUUCUACCUUUGAGUGCUUUGAUAUGCAUGACGUUGUUCGUGAUGUUGCCAUAUCGAUCGCUUCGAGGGACCACCAUUGGCUUGCUAGGGAUGAUGUAUUCAAAGAGUUGUCAAAUGAGGAAACGAUGAGAAAUUGCGAACUCAUCAGCUUGCAGUAUGCUAAGGUUUGUGAGGUUCCUGAUCAUGAUCAAUUGGAAUGUCCAAAUCUUACCUUUUUAUCUUUGGGUAGUGAGGAUUCUUCUUUGAAAAUUUCAAACAACUUCUUUAGGGGAACGCAAAAACUCAGAGUCUUAGAUUUUGGCAAAAUGUAUUUUCCAUUCUUGCCUUUGUCAUUUUGUUUCCUAAAAAAUCUUCAUACUAUAUGUUUUUCUGGAUGCAUGUUAAAAGAUAUAGUCAUCAUUGGAGAGUUAAAGAAUUUAGAAAUCCUUAGCCUCCGUAAAUCUAAAAUUACAGUGCUACCGGGGGAAAUAGGACAAUUGAUCAAGCUAAAAUUGCUAGAUUUGAGUCAUUGUUCCAGUCUUGAAGUAAUAGCACCAAAUGUCUUGUCAAGUUUAUCCCGAUUGGAAGAAUUAUACCUACUUGAUAGCUUUGAUAGAUGGGAGGUUGAGGUACAUGAGAAGCCAAGAACUAAUGCUGGCCUUGUUGAGUUGCAACAUAUGCCUCAUUUGACAACUUUGGAAGUCGAUAUUCCUAUUGUGCAAGCUAUGCCAAAAGAAUUGUUUUCUGAAAAGUUGGAAAGAUACAGAAUUUCCAUUGGAGGGAAGUGGUGGGGGAAUUAUAAGCCAGAAACCUCGAGAGAGUUGAAUCUCAAGUUGAAUAAAAGUAUUCAUUUGGACGAUAGUGGGGUUAAAACGUUGUUGAGGAAAACUGAAACUCUACUUCUGGAUGCAGUGAAAGAUGCUAUGGACAUGCUUUGUGAUCCAGAUACUGAAGGUUUCCCACAUUUAAAACAUCUUAAUGUCCGCAAUGAUGCAGAGGUUAAAUAUCUCAUUAACUCCAUGGAGUUGGCUUCUUGUAAAGCAUUUCCUCUUUUGGAGACAUUGUUUCUUUUUAAACUGAACAAUUUGGAGGCCAUAUAUUAUGGUCAACUCCAAGCUGAAUGUUUCGGUCAACUAAGAAAGAUAGGAGUAAGAGAUUGUAAUAUGUUGAAGAAUUUGUUCUCAUUCGCCUUAGCCAGAAAGCUCGGCCACCUUGAAGAAAUUGGUGUAUCUAAUUGCGAGAAUUUCACAGAGUUAAUUGUAGAAAAGAGGGAGGAAGAGAUUGGUGAUGAUGACAUUUUAGAAUUCAGCCAAUUACGCUCUUUAAGGUUAGAAAAUCUACCAAGUUUCAUUGGCUUGUUUAACUCAGAAAAAAGGCUUUCCUCGUCUCAACAAGGAAGAGUUCAAUCAAUUGAUGGAAGUUCAACUGCCACAUCGCUUUUUGACCGAAAGGUCGUGUUCCCAUGCUUAAAAGAGUUGUGGUUAGAUUCAAUCAUAGUUGAAAAAUUAUGGCAUGAUCAGCUUUCAGUAACGUCUUUUGGUGUUGGAAAUUUAACCGAGUUGACUGUUCAGGGCUGUCAUAAUUUGAAGAAUCUAUUUACUUCUUCUAUGGUUGAAAGCUUCGUGCAUCUGAAAUCACUUCAUAUUAGGAAUUGCAAUGAAAUUGAAGAGGUAAUAACAGUGACAGAAGGAUUACUGGAAGAAGAAAGGAUGAGGAAAAUGGUAUUUCCUAAACUAGACUACUUGAAGCUCUCGUAUCUUCCCAAUCUCAAAAGAUUUUGUUGUGGAAAUCCAAUUGAAUUCCUCUCUUUAAGGGAACUAAGGAUUGAUGAAUGUCCAGAUUUGAACACAUUUCAUUCUGAUUUUACAAGUGUGGGUACAAUUGUUGGAAAUGAAGCAGGAAAGAGCAGCAUGUCAAUGGUGAAUCCCUGCACUGAUGUACCAAAAUAUCUAUUCGAUGAAAAGGUAUUUUUUAAUGCUUUUCUCCAUUUUUUGAACAUAAAAUUUUUGUUUCAUACAUUGUUGGUUGUGUUCCCAGUCUUAGAGGAGUUGGAAGUGUAUUUCUGUCAUAAUUUGAAGAAUCUAUUUACUUCCUCUAUGGUUGAAAGCUUUGUGCAACUGAAAAGACUUGUUGUUGGAAAUUGUAAUGAAAUGGAAGAGAUAAUAACAGUGACGGAAGGAUUAGUUGAAGAAGAAAGGAUGAGGAAAAUGGUGUUUCCUAAACUAGACUACUUGGAGCUCUCGGUUCUUCCCAAUCUCAAAAGAUUUUGUGGAAAUCCAAUUGAAUUCCCCUAUCUAAGGGAACUAAGGAUGGUUGGAGAUAAUGCGGGAAAAGGCAGCAUCUUAACGGAGAACCUGUUCAAUGAAAAGGUUGUGUUCCCAGGCUUAGAGCAGUUGUAUCUACAGUCAAUCCCAGAGAAAAAACUAUGGCAUGAGCAACUUUCAGUAACUUCUUUUGGUGUUCAAAAUUUAACAAAGUUGGAAGUGUACGUCAGCCAUAAUUUGAAGCAUAUAUUUACUUCUGCUAUGGUUGAAAGCUUUGUGCAACUGAAAACACUUAAUAUUGAAGAAUGUGAUGAACUUGAAGAGAUAAUAAUAGUGACGGAAGGAUUAGUAGAAGAAGAAGAAAGGAUGAGGAAAAUGGUGUUUCCUAAAUUAGACUGCUUAAAGCUCAAGCAUCUUCCUAAGCUCAAAAGAUUUGGCUUUGGAAAUCCGAUUGAAUUCCCUUCUCUAACAUAUCUGUAUAUAGAAGGAUGUCCUGUUUUGAAUACAGUCCAUUCUGAUUCUACAAGUGUGGGAACAAUUGUUGGAAAUGAAGCAGAAAAGAGCAGCAUCUCAAUGGAGAACCUCCACUCGGAUGUCUUAAAAUACCUAUUCAGUGAAAAGGUAAAACUAUAUGUUUAA